Molecule: messenger RNA, 1068 nt
Organism: Aspergillus ruber CBS 135680
Lineage: Eukaryota; Fungi; Ascomycota; Eurotiomycetes; Eurotiales; Aspergillaceae
Gene: tom40
Product: TOM complex pore protein TOM40
Exons: 3
Coding region: 1-1068 (355 amino acids)
Biological process (GO): protein import into mitochondrial matrix
Cellular component (GO): mitochondrial outer membrane; mitochondrial outer membrane translocase complex
Molecular function (GO): transmembrane protein transporter activity
Source: RefSeq, a predicted model, not a curated record
AUGGCCGAUUUAUCUUCCGCUUUUUCUUUCCUGACGGACAAUUCCGUUGCGGCUGUGGCCAAGGAUGCAUACAACUCGUUCUCAGAGCGCAGGGAGGCCCUCGGCCUCUCCAACCCGGGAACUGUGGAUAACAUCGCGAGGGAGGUGCAGAAGGAGGUCUUGCUGUCCAACUUCAUGUUCACAGGUCUCCGGGCAGACUUGACAAAGGCUUUCAGCAUGUCUCCCCUUUUCCGUGUGUCGCAUGCAUUCGCCAUGGGCUCGUCGGGUAACCUGCCUCCGUACGCUUUCUCGGCCAUGUACGGAAGUCCCAGGGUGUUCACGCAAGGCAACUUCGGAAGCGAUGGCUCGCUUGCCGCCGUUGGUAACUACCGCUGGAGUCCCAAGUUUGUCACCAAGGCCAACACACAGAUCAUGGCUGGUGCGACCCAGGGUCUGCUGCAACUCGACAAUGACUACACUGGUGACGACUUCUCGGCAUCUAUCAAGGCGUUCAACCCCUCUCUCUUGGAUGGCGGCCUAACCGGAAUCUUCGUCGGAAGCUACCUUCAAUCCAUUACCCCCAACCUGGCUCUCGGUUUCGAAGCGAUCUGGCAGCGUCAGGGAAUGAGCACUCGUCCCGAAACUGCACUUUCGUACUGCGGCCGUUAUAAGACCAGUGACUGGAUCGCCAGUGCUCAGCUCCAGGCUCAGGGUGUCUUCGCUGCCUCGUACUGGAGAAAGCUGUCUGAACGUAUUGAGGCUGGUGUCGACAUGAACCUUCAGUUUGCUCCCAACCCGGCGGCAGCUAUGAUGGGUGCUCCCAGCAAAGACGGCACUACCUCCAUUGGAGCUAAAUACGACUUCCGCGCCUCUUCGUUCCGUGCUCAGGUUGACAGCACCGGUAAGGUCAGCUGCCUUUUGGAGAAGCGGAUAGCUAUGCCCAUUGCUCUCACUUUUGCCGGUGAGAUUGACCACGCUAAGCAAUCUGCCAAGCUUGGUCUUGCUGUAUCCCUCGAGAUCGCUGGUGAGGAGAUGCUGGAACAGCAGGAGAAGAUUGAGGCUCACGGCAUGGUUCCUCCUCCUUUCUAA